Molecule: messenger RNA, 4986 nt
Organism: Lates calcarifer (barramundi perch)
Lineage: Eukaryota; Metazoa; Chordata; Actinopteri; Centropomidae
Product: TNF receptor-associated factor 2
Exons: 11
Coding region: 259-2049 (596 amino acids)
Biological process (GO): positive regulation of JNK cascade; tumor necrosis factor-mediated signaling pathway; positive regulation of canonical NF-kappaB signal transduction
Cellular component (GO): cytoplasmic side of plasma membrane; plasma membrane signaling receptor complex; cytosol
Molecular function (GO): zinc ion binding; ubiquitin protein ligase binding; ubiquitin-protein transferase activity
Source: RefSeq, a predicted model, not a curated record
GUUCAGCCCACUGCAUGACGUAACACCCAGUCUGAAAGUGCAAUGGCGAUAUUGGACAAUAACAGCCAUCGCUUUUGGGAACCACAUCUAUAUUAUGUCGCUAACGUUAAAGAAAACACCUCCAGUCGGCUGCAGAACCACAUAUAAUAUCGGGACACUGCGCGAGCGUCAACCUGCGACCGGGAAAAGUGAUUUCACAGCCUCCGCACGCGAUGACAGUUUAGACUAAAACGCUGGUGUGACGUGUGAACAGACACCAUGGCCACACAGGAACCGUCCCCUCCUUCGUCCAUGGAGAGCAAUAAACCCGGCUUUCCCAAGAAGAUCCUGGGCAAUAAGCUGGAGGACAAGCACCUGUGCAACUGCUGCCACAAUAUACUCAGACGACCAUUUCAAGCCCAGUGUGGACAUCGCUUCUGUUCCUACUGCUUCAACAGGACUGUGAGUAAUGGACCUCAGAAAUGCAAUGCUUGCAUCAAAGAGGAUAUUUUUGAGGAUCCUACAUCAAUUUUGAAACAAGGAUGUGCUUUUCCUGACAACGCAGUUCGAAGGGAAGUUGAGAACCUGUCAGCUGUUUGCAUCAAUGAAAGUUGCACUUGGAAAGGCAGUAUUAAAGAGUAUGAGCUGAACCAUGAGGGGAAGUGUGAGUUCAUGAUCAUCCCCUGCCCCUCCUGUAAAGAACGAAUUCGCUUCAAUGAACAGGAGCGCCAUAAUGAGCGAGAGUGCCCGGAGAGAACUCUCAACUGCAAGUACUGCAAGGAGCCAUUUCACUUCAAAAAUAUCAAGGCACACGAUGAGAUCUGUCCCAAGUACCCGAUGAUCUGUGAAGGCUGCGCCAAGAAGAAAAUACCCAGAGAAAAGUAUGUGGACCAUAUUAAGUUCUGCAGCAAAUUCAGAACUCCGUGUCGAUUUCAUGUGGUGGGAUGUGACAUGUCUGUGGAGAAGGAAAAGAUUCACGACCAUGAGCGCGCCUAUGCCUACGAGCACCUCAAUCUGUUGCUGCACUACAUUAUGGGCAUGAAAGUGAGCAUGGAGGGCCUGCAGCCCCAGGGACUGGAACUAGCCGGACACAAACUGGUGGAACUCCAACAGUCCCUCAGGGAGCUCGAGGCCAGAGUCUCACAGCUCAGCACCACCACCUCUGGGCCUCCCGUGCAGGGAGCUGCCGCCUCCUCUUCAUCCUCCAGCUCCGGUCCCCCUGGUCCACCUGCUUCAGCUCCUCUCCCUCCGCCUCCCACUCUGGCUCCCACUCUGUCUGUGUCUACCUCCUUCACGCCUUUGCCCAGCUCGGUGGGAGCAGCGCUGGAGCUCCAGCUCCACAGCGAGAAGACCAAGGUGGCCGAGCUGGGCCGCAGGUGCACGGAACUCGAAGUUAAAGCUGGCACGUUUGAAAAUGUGGUGUGUGUCCUGAACAGAGAGGUGGAGAGGUUUGCCACCACCAUGGAGGCCAGCAACCGUCAGCAUAAACUGGACCAGGACAAGAUCGAGGCUCUGAGUAAUAAGGUGCGACAGCUGGAGAGGACAGUGGGGCUGAAGGACCUGACAGUUGCUGAGAUGGAGGGCCGGCUUAGGGAAAUGUCUGCCACUACAUUUGAUGGCGUCUUUGUCUGGAGGAUCUCUGAUUUUGCCAAAAAGAGACAGGAUGCCAUCGCAGGUCGAGCCCCUGCCAUGUUCUCGCCAGCCUUCUAUACCAGUAAGUAUGGCUAUAAGAUGUGUCUGCGGAUCUAUCUGAACGGAGAUGGGACAGGGCGUGGCAGCCACUUGUCCCUGUUCUUUGUGGUGAUGAGGGGACUGAGUGACGCCCUCCUCAAAUGGCCCUUCAACCAGAAGGUGACUCUGAUGCUGCUGGACCAGAGCAACAGGGAGCACAUCAUCGACGCCUUUCGACCUGAUGUCACUUCCUCCUCCUUCCAGAGACCUGUGAGCGAGAUGAACAUCGCCAGCGGCUGUCCGCUCUUCUGCCCGCUCUCCAAGCUCGACGCCAAGAACUCUUACAUCCGCGACGACACCAUCUUCAUCAAGGCGAUCGUGGACCUCACCGGUCUCUAGGCGGCUUCACGCGGGUGGUACAGUUUGGCGACCAGGCAGCUCUUUGACCAUUACGGCUUCAUUUUGGCUCAAUCAUGGUCCCUUCAGGGCUCUGUUCAGGCAUCCUACUGUCCCCUGCAGCUUUAGGGAGACAAACAUGCUCGCAACUGUAUGCCGCACGUGGCUGCAGUUUGCUCAGUCCAGUCGGCGCUGGCAUUGUCAUACCUGGUGGAUCUCCACAUGGGAACCACCAUCAUUGCUGUACAUUUCAGGUGCAAAACUUUUUUUUUCUUUUGAAAUCACAGCACCACUCCCAUGGUGAUAAAACGUCACUUCAGUUCUGCACAAAAGUUUUCAGUUGAAGGACACAGAAGUAAGCACCAGUGCAGCGUGGUCAGUGCAGUGUUGAGUAGAAGUCAAAGUCAGUGAGAAGUGAUAUUGGAGUGAAAAGAGUGAAUAGCAUCUUUUUUUAUCUCCUACUUUUGAAGACUUGGGAUGUUACAGAACAUAGACUGUGUUAGAACAGGAUUGUAGAUUACAGAUAGUUUGCGUGAUCAUUCUGAUGUCACUGUAGAAAGCUGGCAGUAGACUUACGGUAGAGGUAGAGUGUGGCUUGAUGCAGUUUUUUGCUUUUUCUUGCAGAUUGUGGAUAUUGUGAGCUUCUCAAUUCCAGUGUCGAGUGAAUUUGCAUAGACAAACGUGGAGUUAUGUUAUGAAUAAGAUUACAGGCAUUUAUUUUUGCCUUUUUCACGCAAAGUGCAUGCUGCUGGCGUUUUAAGUAUAAAAUUGCUCCUUAAUUUGAUUGAGCUUUAUGAAGGUUCCUCGUUUGUUGUUCAACUUGUUAGUGAAUUAGCCAUCCGUGAUGGUGGACAUUGCCUGCAUGUCUUUGGAACCAGGCUAUUUACAUGUAAAGUUAGUGUUGCGUAUUUGUUCCUAUUAGGGGUUUGGUGGUUCUGAUUGGUGGUUUGGUACAUCUGUGGAAGAUACAGUGAAGUUACCAAGGAGUCAGGGCAGCUUGCCAGUCAAGCCUGAGGCAUAAAACUUACACAUGUUUUUUGUCUCUGACAAACAUAACAUAGCUGGAGUUUUCCCCAGGAUAUGCUCACUAGCUCACAUCUCAACACAUAGUACUGUGCCCCACCACAGAUUGAGGUUUAACACAGAUUCCACGAAAUGAAGGAAUUGUUCGUUCCUUGUUUUCUGUCCAUACAGUAUACAGUGCAUAUGUGUUUCUGCUGCUCUAAGAUAGAAUACCGAUGUGAAUCUAAUAUAUAUGUUGGUGCAAAUAUACAUGAGGUAAAUGUGUGUGGAGGGUGGGAGGCUGAAAACAAGAAAUUGUAAUACAUUGUUGUAGGUGACGGGCCAUUGUUGACUUUAUUUAUUGCAGAUUGAUGUUCAAUGCAGCCCCAGAUUAAUCUCUUAAGUGUUUUAGUGUGCUCUCACUUAUUUCCAAUAAGGCACCACAAAUUUAACACAACCUCUACAGUAUAUCCAGAUGUUUCUGUAAUUUUUCUAUGUGUCCACCAGAGAUUGCUGUUCUACUUACUUAGCAUGCAUGCUGAGGUUUUAAGGUUCAACGCUGGCCUGUUUGGAAACCAGUCUCGACCUGUAUUGAAACCUCUCUGUGCAUGGGAGGCUUCAAUUCAUAUUCACUAUGGAGUUUCACGCCGGUUUACUCUGUGAGCCUUGUGUGAACGCAUUUAUUUGUAUUUGUUUGGAUGAAAAUACUUAAUCAUAGAAUAGUUAUUAUGUUAUAUCUGGCACUGCGUCUGUUCAACAGAAGCAUCUGCCUAUAUUCAUAGCAAUUUAUAAAUAUGUAUCUUUCAUAUCAUAAUGUUGAAAUAAUCUAUAUAUCAAUGUUAAUAUACGCAAGAUGUUAUAAUAAACAUAGUAUUACUGAAUACCUUAUUAAUUCUAUAUCUAUAUACCAACUUUUUGUUUGUCAAGAUGGUUUGAACAGGCCAGGGCAACCCCUUUGUGCAGUAAGGACUUAGGAUUCCUUCUAGAUAGAGUGCAAUAUAUGAUUAUGUCUGUUAGAUUUUGACGACAUCUUGGCUUUAAGGAUUUCCAGAGGUCAUACUCAAUUUAUUUGUUGCCAUUUGUUUACAUUACUCAUUAUGGCGCUGAAGAACUGCAACCAAUUUUGAACUUUCCAAGGAAAUACGGUGCUUUCCUUGUCAUUUAGCAUACGCUACUUGAUAUCACUAACAUGGGAAUCUCUAGUCAGUAGCUUCCCAUGAAGCUAACUGGCCAUAUGAGCUGAUGAUUUUUAAGAAAGACCAUUUUAACGUUGAGGAAUUCUUGCUAUAUAGAGUGAGUGGGUUUAUAUUCUUAACUUAAACACCUUUCAAUGAAGACUGAGCAUGUAAUAAGUAGGAUUACAUGAACUUUUUAAAACCUUGAGUGUUCUUGUAAUGUGCCAAAAUCAAAUAUUACCUCCAUAUACUAACAAUGUUGUAUUGCAAGUUGUAUUUUAUGUUCUAUGCUAAAAUAUGGUGCCAAAUAUACAGUAUUUAUAAUGUAAGUUUGUAUGUAUGCGCGCGUGUGUGUGUGUGUGUGUGUGUGUGUGUGUGCGUGCGUGUGUGCGUGUGAGUUUGUGUGUGCGUGCAUGUGUGCCAUUUUAAUAUGAUGCAUGGGUCACUACUUCGGUGAGCACCAGAGGAGAUAAUUAUUACUGUCCCAUGAAACUGUCCUCAAAUUACAGACCCUCCCGAGGUUUCUGAAUGUAAGCUUUAAUUCAGUUUUUUUUCUAAAAACAAAACGCCGUUCUGUAAUGUGAUGCAGUCGACUUGAACCAACUUUAUUUGUGCACUUUGUAUUGGUUGUUUGUCCAAACAGGGUAUUUUGUUGAGUGAUUUAUGUACCUUGAAACCAGAGCCAUAUAUAUUCUGAUGUUGAUAAUUGAUGUAUUAUGCUAAAAAGGACAUGCAGUAUGUAAUAAAAAGUUUGUUGGUUUCA